CCAGCAGGCCACAGACAAAGCCCUGAAUGCGAUCCUUAUUGUGGUCCUCUUUGUCAUCAUGGUAUCUCUGGGGUGUACGAUGGAGAUAGCCAAGAUCACAACUCACCUCAGGAAACCCAAAGGUGUGGCAAUUGCCGUAAUGGCUCAGUAUGGCGUCAUGCCUUUGACAGCAUUCAUAUUGGGCAAGCUCUUCCAGCUGAGUGCUGCAGAAUCCCUGGCCAUCCUCAUCUGCGGCUGCUGCCCGGGGGGGAACCUCUCCAACAUCUUUAGUCUGGCACUGAGAGGGGACAUGAACCUCAGCAUUGUAAUGACCACAUGCUCAACGGUCCUGGCAAUUGGACUAAUGCCUCUGCUUCUGUACCUUUACUCGGGAGGACUAUAUGAGGGCGAUUUGGAGGGCAAGGUGCCUUACAAAGGAAUAAUCACCUCCCUGGUCCUAAUGCUAAUCCCCUGUGCCAUCGGCAUCAUCUUGAAUGAGAAGAAACCACAGUACACUGGCUUUAUCAUCAAGGCAGGGAUGGUUGUCCUUCUACUAUCAUCUGCCGCAAUAAUUGUACUGUCCGUGGCCAAUGUGGGAAGCGGUAUCAUGGUCAUCUUUUCACCUUCCCUCCUGGGAUCUUCUGCCUUGAUGCCUUUUAUUGGAUUCCUGCUGGGCUAUGCUCUCUCCGCAGUCUUCAAGCUUAAUGACCGAUGCAGGCGGACAGUGUGCAUGGAAACUGGCUGCCAGAAUGUACAGCUGUGCUCAACUAUUCUCAAGAUUGCCUUCACCCCAGAAAUCAUCGGCCCCCUGUACUUCUUCCCACUGCUCUACUUACUGUUCCAGCUUGGAGAGGGACUUCUGCUGAUCCUGGUCUUCAGGAUCCAUGACAGAAUAAAGAAACCAAAUGGCAAAUGCAGCAAAAACGAUCUGCACAACUGUGGAUGCGGUUAG
Molecule: messenger RNA, 931 nt
Organism: Balearica regulorum gibbericeps (East African grey crowned-crane)
Lineage: Eukaryota; Metazoa; Chordata; Aves; Gruiformes; Gruidae
Source: RefSeq, a predicted model, not a curated record